AUGGUGGUGGUACGCGAAUCGCCACGCGCCAAAGUGUCGCCCGACAAGAGCGCGACGCAAUGGCCGCCCAAGUCGCCCUUCCAGGCCCUGCUGUCUUCACCGAGCGGUCGGAGGAAGUGGCAGGACCACGAGAGCGCGCGAGAGAGAUCCGUGUCGCCCAGUCCGGUCAAAGGGAGGCAGGAAGCUCCCCAGAUCGCGACUCACGACUUUGGCGAAUCCGUGCCUGACGAGGACGACGAGGAGACGCUGGAGUUGCAGCUGCAGGCCAUCCAGACCAAACUGAAGCUGAAGCGACUGCAGCAGGAGAGGUCGAAGGGUGAGGGGGCCAGUGGGAGCAGCGGCGACAGUGGCAGACCGCGGUCACGGCCUGGCUCAUCACCAACCAAGUUGACCUUCGACUCGAUACGGCCGACAUCACCAAACAAGACUACCUCCCACGCGACACGACCGCGGCCGCAGUCACAGGUGAGCAACGUGGAAGUGCCGCUUUCACCCACCAAGGACCGACGUAUAGAGCCUACAGAGCAGCCUUCGCCAGCACGCAGGAGAUUAGGCUUGACUGCCGAACGCACGGCACGCGAGCUGUCUCUCAAGCGCGCGAGAGACGGCAGCCAGAUCAAGCGGACUGAGCCUUCCCGAAAAGCUCAGGAUGUCGUCGAACCGCCGAAGUUGAGCUUCAGUGAGAGGUUGAACCAAACCAGGGCGGAGGCGCAACAAAAGCAGGAGAAGGAAGAGAGGCUGGAGAAGGCGCGGAGCAAGGGCUUUGGCAGUACAGCGACUCCAACGUUUCAAAAACCUGCUGGAGAUGGAGAGGCGUACGGCAGGACGAAGUCGAGGGCAGGCACGGAGGAAGCCAAACGGCCAUCAUCCGCACACCAGCUUUCGACAUCCACAAAUCUCGACAAUGACAUCGCCUUGGCAAGGAGUCAAUCUACCAAGUCGUCCAAACGCGAGAACCGCAAGAUCCCACACGCCAAUGGUGUCUUCUCGCCUGGCGAUGGCCACUCACACGAAACACCGGCAAACGGCACAGAUGAAGGUGGACCGGGCUUCGACCCUUUCUCUCAGAUCCAUCUUUCCAAACGCCUCAUGCCGCACGCCUCCGUCGCCCGCGCAAUGGAAGACCGCGAGGUGUACACUCUCCCGCGGCUCUUGAAAGAAGUGAAAGCACCGCACUACGACCCACCUGACUGUGAAUCCGACUACGUUGUGUUCGCAGUCCUGGCCUCCAAGUCCUCACCCUUUGACCAGAAGUCCUCUCACAAGACCAGCGAUAAGAACAAACCACAAGACGAUGCCCAAGCUCCACGGAACAAGUUUAUGGUCUUGCACCUCUGCGAUGGAGCUAAAUGGGAAGUUGACUGCUUUCUCUUCGGCUCCGCCUUCGACGCCUUCUGGAAGCUCACUCCUGGUACCCUGUUGGCCAUACUCAACCCCCACAUCAUGCCACCGAAAGGCAACAACAAGCAUACUGGAGCGUUCAGUCUGAAGCUGGGUAGCUCCGAAGAUUCUGUGCUAGAAAUUGGCGUGGCGCGAGAUCUGGGUUACUGCGAGAGCGUGAAGAAAGAUGGAACAUUGUGCGGCGAGUGGGUCGACAAGCGCAAGACGGGCAUCUGCGAGUUUCAUCUCAACCUUGAAAUUGAGCGGAACAGGAGAGGCAGGAUGGAAGUCAACACGAUGGGUCGCGGACACGGGAAGAAAGGUGACAAGCGGCCGGCGAACCGCUGGAAUGCGCGAGGGGAGGGUGGAUGGGAUAACUACAUGGACGGAAAGAAGGCGAAAGGGAACAAUGUGAAGCACGAUCGCGAGUUUGGACGUGUGUAUAGUAUGCCGCCGAGUGCAGCAGGGUUUGGAAGAAGUGCGGCCAAGAUGCUUGAUGCCGAAGACACGACUGAGGGGCUGUAUGGCAUGUCCAAGGAGGAAGCGAGUCGCAAGCGUCUUGCUGAGGCCCAGAAGGAGCGUGAUCUGGCGAAAAGGCUGGGCGCAAUGGGCAACGGUGUUGGGGCCGAGUACCUGCGGGAGACGACAAAGACCGCCGUCGGUUCUACAACGACCACGAAUGGCGGCGUUGCCAACGCCACCAGCCAGACAAACGGACAGAAAGAACCCUACUUCCCCAAACCCUCCGCCGCCUCCCUCGGCCUCCUCGCCAACGACGCCUCUUCUGCUCGUUUAUCACCAGCGAAGGACCGCCGCCGUCACUUUGGCCUCGGCGCCAUCUCGACCUCCGGCAAAGAAGCCAUGGGCUGGGGCGGUGCGCGCAAAAGCGGCCUCCUGCAACCCAAGGCUCCUCGAAUCGAUAGCCCAGAGAAAGGGCAGACGAAGCUGACACCGUCUGAUACAAAUGGCGGAGCGAGGCGGCCGGGCUUGGUCAGGGAGAGGUCGGACGGCGGGGAUGGCAGGUUGAGUCCGAAGAAGAGGGCACGAUUCGCGUUGGAGAAUAAAGGAAUAAGGGAGCCUGGGAGGGAGAGUCUUGGAACGGUGCAGCCAAGCCUUGGAGCAGGGAAUGGUAACGAUGGUGACGAUGACGAUGAUGAUGAUGGGUUGGAUAUUGUGUAG
This is a messenger RNA of Saxophila tyrrhenica, 2559 nucleotides long. RefSeq lists its product as uncharacterized. NCBI's taxonomy places the organism in Eukaryota, Fungi, Ascomycota, Dothideomycetes, Mycosphaerellales, Extremaceae. Gene Ontology annotation, biological process: DNA replication initiation; DNA replication. The record is from RefSeq and is a predicted model, not a curated record. Gene Ontology annotation, molecular function: DNA replication origin binding; single-stranded DNA binding. Gene Ontology annotation, cellular component: nuclear replication fork; nucleus. The coding region runs from base 1 to 2559 and encodes 852 amino acids. The transcript has a single exon.